CCGCCUCUUCCGCGUCGCCGCCCGAGGAGGAGGAGGAGGAGGAGCGCCGCCAGCUGCGGAACUCGGGCCGGAGGAGCUGCGGGGCCGCGGCCUGUAACUGUAGCAAUGUCCAAGAAGCCAUUAAAUUGUCUUGCUGAUAAUGGGCAGUGUAGCAAGACUGAGGUGGAAAAUGGGCAUCCAAGUGUGCCGCCUCCCCCACUUGGCACAUCCACGGUUGAGGAGAUGGUCCAGCAGAUGAAAGAGCUCAUUACCGAGAACAAUGAGCUUAAAGAAGCCAUGAGGCAGCGUAAUCAAGCUAUGAAGGAUCGCUUUGAGGAGCUUUCCACAUGGAGAGAGAAGCUGAAAGAAGAGCGGGAGUUCUAUGAAACUAAAUUCAAGGAAGCCAGGCAGUGCUUGGCAACCAAAUGUGUAGAGAAUGAAGCCCUGAAAGAGCAGCUCCAGACUCUGGAAGAGAGAGAGGAAGGGUCCACAAAGGGAUGCACAGUUUCCAAAAAGGAGAUGGCCCAGGAGCUAGAGCAGCUGAGGAUGCAAGUGGUGAAGCUGCAGGCUGAGAAGGCCGAUCUGGUUGCCAUCAUUUCAGAGCUGCAGCUUAAACUCAACAUUGGAACUGAUGACUCAUUUGUGGAGAUCAGGAUGCACGAAGGAGAAUUAAACGGAGGUGUGAAAGAAAUUCAAGACCUUCGUGGCAAAACAACAAGGGAUGCAGCUGCCUAUGUGAGCAGAUCUCUGGAUGAAGCAAAAAAAAAGUUGGAAACCGAAGAGUUGACUGUCAGCCAGCUUCUUCAUUCCCUCAGGAGCGAGACCCAGAAGAGAGAAGCCUUGGAAAAGGAGCUCCAGGAGCAGAAGGAAAGAAUUCUGUUAGAAAAUAAAACUGCAGAGAAAGGCACUCAGAUGGAACAUGAGGAGGAGGAAGUAAAAGAGAGAGCAGAAAGUGUGGGUGAUGAAGUAGAGACUCUAAACCUACAAGUGUCUGCCCUGUUCAAAGAACUUCAGGAGACACAUGCUAAAUUAAAAGAUGCUGAGAUAAUCCAGAAGAAGCUGCAAGAGAAGUGCCAGGCUCUUGAGAGCCAGCAACAUGGUGAAAGUGCUGGAGACCUGGAUGAGAAGCAGCAGCUGCUGUACACCAUUAAGAAGCUGGAGCUUCAAGUGGAGAGCAUGCAGUCAGAAAUCAAGCUGGAGGAAGCCAGAGCAAACGAAGAGCAACAGAAAUUUAACACAUUGCAGGAUGCUUAUAGCAAGCUUGUACCUGAACUGACCAAAGCAAAGCAGACAGUUGAAGAACUAAAAGACAAAGAGGCUGAAAGGCUCAAUAAGGCUACAGCUGAGGAACUCAUUCACAGACUGGAUAUGGCAGAGGAAGCCCUAGCUGCCAAACAGUUCCAGAUAGAUGAAAUGAAGCAGACCAUUGCUAGGCAGGAGGAAGAACUGGAAACUGUGACUAUCCUCCGAGCUCAGAUGGAGCUCUAUUGUUCUGACUUCCACGCUGAACGAGCAGCACGGGAGAAGAUCCACGAGGAAAAGGAGCAACUGGCUGCCCAGCUAGCGUACUUGCUGACAGAGAAGCAAGACCAUGAAGAUCUCGGAAGGAAUAUGCUGGCAGAAAUGCAAACUCGGCACAGACUCCCAUCAGAUCAAGGCCAGUCCCACUUUUCUCAAGGAGGAACAGAAGAUCGGGUUUGGCAGCAGCAGCAAAGGAGUGUCCAAAUACAUUCUUGUCCAAAGUGUGGAAUGAUUCUUCCUGAUAUGGACACACUUCAGAUUCAUGUCAUGGACUGUAUCAUCUAAGCACUGGCCUCAAAAAUUCUCAA
Messenger RNA from Podarcis raffonei (Aeolian wall lizard), 1808 nucleotides. It is a transcript of the gene OPTN, whose product is annotated as optineurin. Gene Ontology annotation, biological process: Golgi ribbon formation; regulation of canonical NF-kappaB signal transduction; protein localization to Golgi apparatus. NCBI's taxonomy places the organism in Eukaryota, Metazoa, Chordata, Lepidosauria, Squamata, Lacertidae. Gene Ontology annotation, molecular function: K63-linked polyubiquitin modification-dependent protein binding. Gene Ontology annotation, cellular component: cytoplasm; Golgi apparatus; nucleus. The transcript is spliced from 14 exons. The coding region runs from base 106 to 1785 and encodes 559 amino acids. The record is from RefSeq and is a predicted model, not a curated record.